Centropristis striata (black sea bass) is the source of this 1469-nucleotide messenger RNA. Its product is annotated as E3 ubiquitin-protein ligase ARIH2-like. Lineage: Eukaryota; Metazoa; Chordata; Actinopteri; Perciformes; Serranidae. The coding region runs from base 162 to 1070 and encodes 302 amino acids. The record is from RefSeq and is a predicted model, not a curated record. The transcript is spliced from 4 exons.
CAUCCACGUUGACUGAAAAUCACAUGAGCACUGGUAAUCCUUCAGUGGAACCUCUGUCUCCUCUGCAGUCUUUGUUGUCGUGUAGCCUUGAACCUUUGAGGAAUUCAGCAAAUGAACAGAAAAAAACAGAUCUGAGCAACAAUUGAAACUGAACAGCCAACAUGCUGCCCGUCGUUGUAGCCGUUUUAAUUGGACUGCUCUUCAUCGUUUGCUUAUUUGCUCCUAAAAAGCUGUACAACACUUUGACACCAGAAAAGAGGUUUAAUGAUACUAGCAACAAUGCAGCAACUGGACAGGAGAAGCGUUAUGACCCCAAGGACUCCACACUUGUUUUUGUCGACGGAGAUGAUGAUAUGGAUUUUGAGUGCAAUGACUUCAAGUCUCUCAAAGCCAAGAUGUCCUGCGGUCACACUGUCACUCCAAUGUCUCUCACCAUCUGGUGUCGCAAACAGCUGGACCAGGGCGAGGGCAGAUUUGUGUGUGGUGUCUGUGAUGCUGAGUGGCCGUAUGAGGAGGUCCGUAAAAUGGCUCUUCUGACCCCUGAAGAAAUAAAGCACUUUGAAAAGGAAAUGUUUGCUUACGCUGCCAAGAAUUACUUUGAUGUCAAAUCAUGUCCUGGCUGCAAGUCUGCUGUGGUGAGAACUGACCUGAAUGAUCUACGGGUCAACUGCACGGUUUGCAAAGCAAAACAAAAUAAGACCUUUAUAUUCUGCUGGCGGUGUUUGAGGGAAUGGAAAGGUCCAGCAGCAAGUUCUGACCGCUGUGGAAAUGAAGUGUGCCAAGGCCCACUGAAAAUACUAAGAACCUGCCCUGAUAUCAGAUUUGAAAUUGUGAGGGGGGUCACUGGCUGUCCCUCCACCCGAGCCUGUCCCACCUGUGGUUUGCUGGUGGAGCAUAACAGAACUAAAUGUAAAAACAUCACGUGUUCUCGAUGUAAAGUGGAGUUCUGUUUUGUGUGUCUGAAGCUCACUGAAGAAUGCCUGAAGCUAAAACGAAACUCGUGGUUUGAACUUUGCUCCACUGGUGUAGCACCAAGACAGACCUCCAUACCUGUAUGGAACAGGAAGUAGUCUGUGUGCAAUAACUUCUGUUGAUUUACCACUCUUGAGACCCAUGGUCUGAAGCAUAUGGGUCUUAAAGAUUCCUUAGGUCUUCUAGUUUCAUAUGAUGCCAGUAUUUCCAGUAUAUUCCUCGAAGUGAAAAAAAAAACUGUGAAAAUUGAUAUUAUAUUGCCACACAAAACAUCGCUUUUUUUCGUUGUCUGGUAACAUUAUAUGAUUAUACAACAAUGAUAAUCAGCUAUAUACCAACUCUGAGCCUAAAAGAUAAUUUCUCUGUACAAAUGUUAAAAUGUGCACAAAUAUCAUUAUACACUGUCAUAAUUAAUCAUGUUAAUGUUGUAUUUACUGUUUGUUUUGCCAUGUUUUUCUUAUUAUGCUAUUGUAUCAUCAUUUGUUAUCAUUAUGUGU